AUGGUUCAGACCCCCAGGAAGAGCCAUGCUUCUUCAGAUGCUCCAGGAAACUUCACUCCACAAACUGAAACAGCAGCUACAGGAAGAAGUGACUCUUCAAGGAGGACAGCUGUCGCCAUUUCCCCUGUUGGGCCUGAGAGAGCAGCCGCUCUGACUUCCCAGAGCAGCACCUUAGCCUUGGGAAGGCAUCGCCCGCCGUCCAGCAGUUCAGGGUCAGAAGGAAGAACCGCCCCUCCUCACACGGAAAGCGGAACAUCCUGGGGUUCCCCGGCAAGGGGGCAGGGGCUCCCUGAAGAAGUGACUGUGCACACCCAAGUGGCUGCCACUUCAGUCUUGACCCAGUCUUCUCUUCCUGCUGCGGAGGUGGGAGAAAUGACCACACUCCCCAGGCAGAGAAAUUCCUCAGGACCAGAGCUCUCCUGGCUGCCUCUUUCCGGGACACUGGCUCACUUCCCUCCCUCAGACCAGUCCGCAUCUUCUGGAAGUACGGAGGAUUUAAACAACUCCACUGCUGUCCACAGCCCCUCGGUCAGUGGGACAAAGAGUGUCCACGUUGCUACCAUGUUCCCCGACGGUGUCCUAAAGAUGCUCCAGUCUUUAGCCAUCAGUCCAGGACCUCUAAAUGAGAAAGAGCGUUUCCCUGAGGACUCCGAAAUGACCACAACUUCAGCAUCGGUCCAUUCUUCACCCUCUGAUGCAGGGUGGAGAAGAAACAGUGGAGUAAUCAGGAGCCCAGGGGAUGGGGAAGUCACUAAGCCAUCCACAGAAAAUGGAGUUGGCCUUACGUCCUCCAAGGUCUCAUGGGAAUUUUGGCAAAAUGAUUCCCCAACCUCCAGAGGACACCAACUCGCCAGCAGCUCUGGUGCGGGGAGUGGCAGCUCCGUGUCUCAGACAGCGACUGUGUCUCGGUCAGUCCCGCGGGCAAGAGGUGGAGAGAGCACUGCUCGCUGGGUCUUGACCGACAGCGAGCCGUUCGCAGAUGCGACCGGAAGCUCCACUUCCCAUCCUGAGGUUGUGAACGCUUCGGUUUCGACGCGGUUUUCAGCCUCCGCCCCGCAGUCUCGAGGAAGUGACCCAGCGCCUGGUGAGAGGAGCUAUUCCGAACCGGCCACCGAGUCCUUGUCUUCAUCCUCCUCAGAAAGCCUGGGCUCCUCGGCACCACGCGGGGAGCGCUCCACCACCGAAGACAGUCCUGAGAUGGCCGUCAGUUCCGAAGUGGAGGAGGGAGCGCCCGCAGCCCGCGCUCACAGCCCGAGCACCUGGGCUACUUUCACCGGAGUCGGAGAGCGCACGCUGCGAUCACUCACCAACGGCAGCACGACUCCUGGGGAUGUGGAGCGCUCAGUGGCGACGCCCAGAGACGCGGAGCGCCCCACUCAGCUGGGGAACGUGACGGCGACCUGGGAUGCCCACGCGGUCUCGGGUUCACUGGCAGCCUCGCGAGUGCUCGGAGUCACUGGAAUGAGCUACGACGCAGUGAGUGGCACACACCCUGAACACGGGACGUCCAGUGACUACACAGACCACACCUACGUUUCAGCUCCUUUCACCAAAGGGGAGCGGGCACUGCUGUCCAUUGCAGACCACAGUUCAUCCUUGGACGUAAGGGAGAGUUCCACCUCUUCUGUUAAGAUCUCAAGCUCUUUGCAGUCAGACUCUUCUUCCUCUUCUCGGGCUCAGGCAGAGAGAAGCAACGUCUCCUCCCGCGAUGGGGAAUCCUCUCAGUCUUCCACUGACGCGCUCUUUCUGCGCACGGCCAGCCCUCCAUCCCGCACACCCACCGUUAAUAUGCCGACCACUCUGGUUCUUCUGGACACCGAUGCUGAAUCCGCUGGCGAUACACCAUCGUCUUCUUCGUCAGGGCCCCCCUUGCCCCAGCCCUCAGUGUCACAGUCCUACCGGUUGUUCUCGUCAACCCUGCCGUCGACCAGGGCCUCCACUCACCUACUGCAGUCCGCCCCUGAUGUGCCCACACCUUUGUCUUCCUCGCCACCACCCUCACUAGUAUCCCUGACGGCAUCUGCCCCUGUCUCGCCGUCUGUCUCACAGACAAUCCUCCCACCUUCAUCCUCUACCCUGGUCCUGCCCAAGGCAAGGGACACUCCUCUGACUUCAGCCUGGACGCCGAUAAUGGCAUCAUCCGUGGCAGUGCUCCCCAGCAGUCAAACGGCAGAUCCUAAGAACCAGAGCAGCCCACACCUUGGGAAGCUCGUUACGGAAUCAAAGCCACAGAGCCUGGAGACUCUGCCCGUGGAGGCCACGGAAACUGUAACAGUGAGGUCUCCUCUGGGGAUCCCUUCGCCCCUGGCCUUAACAGAGUCCUCCACUGAGCAAACCCUUCCAGCCACGAGCACCAGCUUAGCCCAGACGUCUCCAGCUUUGGUAGCUACCACUCUCCAGACCUCUCAUCCCCACGUGACCAGGCCCCAGCCCCCGUCAAGCACAGCAUCUCUGACGGGUGGUCCUACAACAGUACAGACAGUGGCCGGAAAACAGCUCCCGCCAACCAGUCCUGAAAUUCUAGUGGUACGCAUCUCAACAGAAGGUGCCGUCACCACAGAAAGGAACCCAGUGAAUAGAGAUGCUGCCACCGGAUCGAUCCCCCUGACCAGUGCGCCCACAUCAGCAAAAGAAUGGACCACGGGGCUUGGCCCUACAGAAGAGCACAGCCUGGCUUCACAUUUCCUCAGAACAUCUCCUUCCCCCCAAAGCACACCUGUUUCUACAGCUAAGGUGUUGACAUCUACAUCGACCACCCUCACUGCUCAGAGCAGCACCCAGUCGUCCACGGCACUGUCAUCUCCAGCCUCAGUUAACAGCUGUGCCGCUAACCCUUGUCUUCAUGAUGGGAAAUGCGUUGUGGACCCCACCAGCCGUGGGUACCAGUGUGUGUGCUCACCUUCCUGGCAAGGAGAUGACUGCAACGUGGAUGUGAAUGAGUGCCUCUCAAACCCCUGCCCACCCCUGGCCGUGUGCAACAAUACUCAGGGAUCCUUCACCUGCAGAUGCCCAGUGGGGUACCAGCUGGAAAAAGGGAUAUGCAAUUUGGUUAGAACCUUCGUGACAGAGUUUAAAUUGAAGAAAAUAUUUCUUAAUACCACCGUGGAAAAACAUUCAGACCUCCGUGAAGUUGAAAAUGAGAUCACCAAAACGUUAAAUGUGUGUUUUUCAACAUUACCUGGUUAUACCCGAUCCACAGUUCAUGCUUCUAGGGAGCCCAGUGCGGUGGUGAUGUCACUGCAAACCACCUUUUCCCUCGCCUCCAACGUGACGCUGUUCGACCUGGCCGAUGGGAUGCAGAAAUGUGUCAACUCCUGCAGGGCCUCUGCUGAGGUCUGCCAGCUCUUGGGUUCUCAGAGGCGGAUCUUUAGAGCGGGCAGCUUGUGCAAGCGGAAGACUCCAGAAUGUGACAAGGAGACCUCCAUCUGCACCGAUCUGGACGGGGUCGCGCUGUGCCAGUGCAAGUCUGGCUACUUCCAGUUCAACAAGAUGGACCACUCCUGCCGAGCCUGUGAAGAUGGAUAUAGGCUUGAAAAUGAAACCUGCAUGAGUUGCCCAUUCGGCCUUGGUGGUCUCAACUGUGGAAACC
Lipotes vexillifer (Yangtze River dolphin) is the source of this 3589-nucleotide messenger RNA. Its product is annotated as protein HEG homolog 1-like. The annotation marks the transcript as partial. Lineage: Eukaryota; Metazoa; Chordata; Mammalia; Artiodactyla; Lipotidae. The transcript has 14 exons. The record is from RefSeq and is a predicted model, not a curated record. Gene Ontology annotation, molecular function: calcium ion binding. Gene Ontology annotation, biological process: heart development.